Messenger RNA from Suillus plorans, 1042 nucleotides. RefSeq names its product RmlC-like cupin domain-containing protein. The transcript has a single exon. Bases 47 to 601 code for a protein of 184 amino acids. The record is from RefSeq and is a predicted model, not a curated record. Lineage: Eukaryota; Fungi; Basidiomycota; Agaricomycetes; Boletales; Suillaceae.
UGAUUAAUAAUUAGGUAAUAAUAAAUAGUGUCCACCAUCAGUACUGAUGACAACGCCAGUAGCACCUCUUCCAAGUCUUCGAGUGUCUUCUCAUUUCAUUCCUAGCCUCAAUCUCAUCCCAAACACAUCCCUGAAAAAUUACCCUCUCCUCAUAUAUCACGAAUGUUUCCCACCGUCGAUAUCAGCUGCUAUUAUCGAGGCCCAUCUGAGGUCCAUCGGCGUCGUCGAGCCCCAGUGGAGGUACACUAUGUACAACACGACACACUUUCAUAGCACCACUCACGAAGUACUAUGCAUCGCAUCUGGUCGCGCGAGGCUAUGUUUCGGUGGAGAAGACAAUCCUGGAAAGGUAGAAACGGAAGUCAAGAUCGGGGAUGUCAUUAUUAUUCCCGCAGGUGUGGGGCACAGGCUCUUGCAAGACUUGGACGGUGGAUUUGAGAUGGUCGGAAGUUACCCCAAGGGAAAUGACUGGGAUCUGUGUUAUGGUAGGGAGGAUGAGAAGGCAAAUAUUGAAGCCAUCAAAGACAUAGCAUGGUUUGACAGAGACCCUGUUUACGGCGACGAAGGACCUGCACUUCAGAUAGUAUAUGGUGGCGUGUAACGGAUCGUACGCCCUGCAUUCUGAAUCGUUUACUAAGCAGGAGAAACGAAAGAAUGAGACAAGUAUCAGCGACCUAAGAAAACCAGUGGGCAAGUGAGAAGCAAAGUGUAGAUUGUAAGUAUGUGGAAAUGAAGACGCAACAAAAUGCAGCACGCCCAUCCGGAAAGUAUAUGAUACAGUAGACUGAACAUUCAAUCACUGGCAGCCUAAUUGCCGCUUGGCUUCCGCUUCUGCCUCGGUAACAACACGUCCCUCCACUUCUUUCUCAACCUCCACGCCAAGCUGAUGUACACGGCCACGGUCCGCGCCUAUGAGCGACACAUAUACACCUUUCUGUAGGACUGGAUAAGAGCCUAUCCGAAUACCCUCAGGCUGUACUCGCUUUUGAAGGUCGGUGAGGAACGGGGCAAUAGACGACUCGGGUAAUCUAGAACCACGAUC